AUGCAGCAGCAGCCCUCUCACUGGCACACAUGCAGCAGCAGCCCUCUCACUGGCACACAUGCAGCAGCAGCCCUCUCACUGGCACACAUGCAGCAGCAGCCCUCUCACUGGCACACAUGCAGCAGCAGCCCUCUCACUGGCACACAUGCAGUAGUAGCCCUCUCACUGGCACACAUGCAGCAGCAGCCCUCUCACUGGCACACAUGCAGCAGCAGCCCUCUCACUGGCACACAUGCAGCAGCAGCCCUCUCACUGGCACACAUGCAGCAGCAGCCCUCUCACUGGCACACAUGCAGCAGCAGCCCUCUCAGUGGUACACAUGCAGCAGCAGCAGCCCUCUCCCUGGCACAUGCAGCAGCAGCAGCCCUCUCACUUGUACACAUGCAGCAGCAUCCCUCUCAGCGGUACACAUGCAGCAGCAUCCCUCUCAGCGGUACACAUGCAGCAGCAGCCCUCUCACUGGUACACAUGCAGCAGCAGCCCUCUCACUGGUACACAUGCAGCAGCAGCCCUCUCACUGCUAUCCAUACAGUUAAUGUUUCUCUUUUCAGCUUGGUGCAUGAGCCAUUUGUGACAGAGAGAUUCCAGACUGACGUUUUCCUGUUUAAAGAGCUGACAUCGACUGGGACUCACGAGUCAGUACUCGUGCUCUAUACAGACUACUUGAAUAAAGAGGCACGCUAUCUCUUGCACCUUAACACUUACAACCCCAUCACAAACAACACUGGAUUAGCCAUACAGUUAAUUGAAUUUUCUCCAGCUCCCAGUGUGGAAAACUGUCGAAUAACACCGCUGGCAAACAGAAAAGGGUCUUGGUUUCGAGGUUCGUGUGAUGAGGUGCGUGGACAGUAUUAUCCAGUCUUACUUGAAUGGAGCUACUCCUUCUUGUGGCCUGAUAAAACAGUUUUCUAUUAUGGUGCAAGAACAUCAAUUGAUUUUUCUCUACCUUCAGGCCUGGAGGCCAAUGACUAUAAAGUUUAUGUGUCGAUUAAAGCCAUCGACGGGAAAGGCGUUUCGUAUAAAUAUCCUGUUGUAAUGGACUUUGUAGUUUACCCAAGAUCUACGACUGGAGAUGGUAUAUUAUCAAUAUUUCAAGAGAUAUCCACCAUACAAAAUGAGAGCCCCUCUCUUUUAUUGCAGCAAGUAAGAACUCUCGCAUGGGAGCUCAACCUUCUUCACUCAAGUGAUGUAACUCAAACUGUCUUUGACAACAUUUUGACUAUUUUGUUCUAUAGAACCAGCUGCAAAGAUAGUCUUGUAGCUGCAGACGACCCAUCCUACAGCAGUAAAUAUUCAUCGCAGAAUAACGGGGAUUUCUUUGUGAAGGUGAAUCUCCUAAAGUCAUGUGCUCGUGACCAUUUAGCAGAGAUUGUAGUUGAGCUUCCUGUUAGAAUUGAAAUGGAGGUUCUUCAGGUCCUGACAGCUCUUCAAAUCAUUGCGGAUGCACUUGAAUACAUCUCCAGCAUCACAUAUUCUCGUAUCAUUGUUGCAAUGCAGACGGUAGCAACAAGGCUGUGGUGUACAUACAAUGCAGAAGUUAAGACAGAGGCAGCACAACAGUACUUUGUUUUGUCUUCCGUUAUGCUAGACAAGCAGUUUGAGAUUUAUGAUUGGAAUGAAACUUCAGCCCACCUGAGUAAUACAGUCAUCAGUCUUCUUUUGGAUGUCAUGAAGACAGAGAUAGCAGCCAGGUUUCUGGAGGAGGAGCCUCUGACGUGGUCGACCGACACUCUGAAGUUCCACGGUUUCCUGGCCGAGGCACAGAAAAUUAACAAAUGGAAUCGAUCCGUUUCGUUUAGUUUUGAGCCAAACAGUAUUCCAGAUGGAGUGCACUUAGUGCAGUCUCUUGUGCACAGUCGGUCACCAUACAAUGUUACCAAUGACCUGGUUACUUCCCAAGUUGUUAAUGUUGACUUGCACGUGCCAAGCAAGUUUCUUCGGCAGGUUAAGGUUAAAGUCCAGCGCUCACAACUGCUUCUGGGCGAUGAGUACGACUUUCGACGGCCAGGCUAUCUCACACCCCAGACUCUGAGUGUAUAUGAGUUUGUGGUUGCUGCAGAACAUGAUUCUUUAGUACUGCACAUUCUUCUGCAAAUCACCAAAGUUCUGAACUCUGAAUAUCCAGUGGCAGCACUAUUACUUAUUUGCAACAGUAUGCAGAGCCUGAAGGAGCCGGUAUACAAGGUGGAACUAACAGCCACAGAUGAGCCUUCACAGGUGUCACUCUUGGUACCACCACACCAGCUGACUCACGGCAAGAAACUGCUCAUCAUCAUGGAUAAAAAUAGCUAUGAAAAUAAUUGGGCAAGAUACAACUCAAGUGAGAUAGGUGCUGAUUUCUUGGUGAGUGGUUGGUGGUCACAAUGUCUGGUGUGGGGAGACAACCAGUGGCAUGCCCAGAACUGCUCUGUCCUGGGCAAGGAGUCAUCCUGGGAUUACACAUCAUGCAGUUGCAAGUCAUACUACUCAGUGUAUGGAGCCCAGGCCAUUCCUAUACUGGAUGAAGAGAGUAAAGUCAAUGUCAAUGAACUAAUGCUUCGUGAGACAUAUCUGGCCCUCUAUUUCAUGGUGUUACUCUUGGUUGUCUAUUUUAUGUUGGCACUGGCACUGCAGACAUCUGACAGACACCGUCUCAGACGACGAAAUAUUUGGCUGCGUGACAACAAGCCAGAGCACGAAUGGGCAUAUUUACUGACCAUCAAGACCGGUACUCAGUGGAAUGCUGGUACCACUGCCCGGGUGUAUGCCAUUCUGCAUGGAACACAUGGGAUGAGUGAAACCAGAGAGCUGCAGUCAAAGCAGACUGGCCAGUUGUUUACACGCGGGGCUCUCUGUACCUUUAUUUUGACAACUGCUGAGCCACUGGGGGACAUCCUGAAGGUUCAGUUAUGGCAUGACAAUAGUGGAAGUGAUUCUGGGUGGUAUGUGUGUGAAACAAGUGUGGGUGACCUUGUGCUGGGGGCCAGGUAUGCAUACCCAUGCUACCGAUGGCUGUCAGUUCAAGCCGAGGAUGCCAAGGUGGAGAGGGAGAUUACACUAGAGAGCCCUACAACAUUUUUACAGGAUUUUGAGCAUUUCCUGCCUCAGUAUGCCAGUGAGCACAUGUUAUGGACUUCACUGCUAACUACCUCUAGCACAGCCAAGCUGUUUCGUCUUCAGAGACUCACCAUAUGCCUCAUUGUAUGCCUUUGCAUGGGCACAGUCUCCCUUGGUGUGGUACAGAAAAUCAACACUGAACAUACAAUGAUGGUGCCAGACAUGCAUAUAGAAUCACUCUACUAUGGUGGCAUCAUUGCUUUACUUUUGUUACCAGUCCAGUGGUUGCUGGAAAUGGCUUUCAAAAUGAGCAAUAGACUGGAAGAGAAAGAAUAUAAUGCUAAAGCUGUGUUAGACACACUCAGAGCUUCCAAAGAAAUGUCACCUCCAGCAACCAGCGAUAGAAACCAAAAUGGCCAAGAUGAUGGUGAAGAUCCAGCUCAUGAUAUUUAUGAUACUAAUGCAAAGAUAUGGAGGAAUUUAGUGAAUUGGGCUCAGACAACAGAGCUCUCCAAUUUAAACGGAGAGCUGCAUUCGGCAUUAUUUCAGGGCCAAGAUAACAUGCAGGUUACACAGCGAGCAAGAUCAGAGGCCGACCAUGAUCUUGGCAGUGCUGAGUUGAUGAGCAACACUCAUGAAACACCAACCACAACAACACUCCCAGCAAACAUAACAAGGAUUAUAAAUCAUCAACAUGAAGUUACAAACACUAAAAAAUGCUCCCCAACUAUUUUGAGCUUUUUCUCCGAGUUGAGGAAGACAUUUAACUACAUCCUUCACUUUGUGGCAAAGAACAGGAGAUCGAAAAGUAAAAAGAGAAAUAAAUUGGAGGAAGAUGGUUGGGAUGCUGAAGAAGAUGUAGAUGAUGAUGAUGAUGAUGAUGACUUAGAAAGUGAUGAACUAGGAGUGACAUCCAGCAUCACUUUUAUCUUUUCUCAAUGUGUUGGGUGGAUAGUUUGCUGUUUCUUUGCUGCUCUGUGCUGUAUGGUUCUGUUUGUACGAGGGUCAGGGAUGCCCAUGGAUUAUGGAUCUUUGUGGAUUCACAUUAUAUACAUAACACUAUGCUUCUCUGUGUUUAUCAUGCAGCCUCUUGUUGUCGUCAUCUACACCUUGUAUAAGGUUUGUAUGUAUCGAUGGCUAGGAUGCCGAGGCUGCAUCAGCUCCUGUGUGACCAUCCCACUUGACCAGGUGGUAGCUAUUUGGAACCGUUAUCAAGCAGUUUUAUUGGAACAAGUUCAUUCAGCAAACAUUAUGGACAGUGAGAAAUUGCUGGAGGAGCGACAAAGGACAAGGGAGUUAAGAUACUCACACCCACCGAGUGAAGACUAUCUCUUGAAGUGCCGAGAGAAGGAAAUGAGAAAAGAAAAUGUUUCUAGCUUGUUUUGUAACAGCAUAGGGCAUCUGCUGUUAUUAACAUUGUUAAUAAUAAUUGCAAGCAGUGUUAAUGUGGAAGAGCGCUACAGACUAAAUUGGUCUAUAUAUUCAUCUCUAGAGAAUGGGUCAUGUCUAGAAUCAGCUCGUUUUGUAGAUGCAUGCAAGAGCAUAGGUUCAAACAGUGACUCUUGCAACCAACAAAAAGAUAAAACCUAUAUGGGAUUUAAGGAUAUUAAAAGUAAAGAAGAUUGGUGGAAGUGGGCAUAUUCAGAACUUCUUGCACUCACUUAUAAUUCUGACAAAACAUUCAGUCAGUACAACAUUUUUUGUGACUCAAACAGCAUUAUCAUUGGAAUGCCCAGAAUUCGUAAAUAUGACAUUGGCUCUGAGGAAUGUGAUGCAAGUAAGGUUAAAAUCAGUAACAAUAGGUCCAUGGCAGACCUCUUGAGAGUGAAGACUUGUUUUCCAAAUUAUGUGGAUGAAGUAGCCCACCUUUUCAGCUUCAAAUCUACUAAGGAUAAAGAAUAUGAAUGGGAUGCACACUUCCUGGCUAUCACCUAUGGACAGUAUGGUCAUUACAGCUACACUUCAUAUAAACAGUCUCUAGCCACCUCCCGUUUUAGUAGUUUGCUUAUGCUUAUGGUUCUUCAGUCUAGCAACUGGAUAGAUGAAAACACAACACGAGCAGUGGUCACUGACUUUGCCCUCUACCAUCCUCAAACACAAUUGUACACAGCAGUUACUUUGCUGGCAGAGUUCCCAUCCCUUUCUGGAGUCAAGGUCAAGACGAGUGUUUGGUCAACCCACAUUGAGAGAUACAGUGGGAUGCUGUGGUCUGUAUGCAUGCUGGCUGAGAUCAUACUACUGGCAGUAGCUAUGCACUACUUGAAUAAAGCUGUAAUUUACAUACACACUUGUCGGUUCAGGAUCUGGAAGUCAUUUUGGGGAAUAUUGGAUAUAUUUAUGACAAUAGUGAGCUGGAGUUACAUAGUGUGCCUCAUGUUACGUGUUGACAUAGCAGAAGAUGCGUUAUGGCAGCUGAGAGUUGCUUAUUUCCAGAAGUUUGUCAACCUCAAGGGUCUAACAACAUGGGACAACAUCCUGCAUGCACUGAUCGGAAUAAUGCUGAUGCUACAUCUUCUGCGAUGCUUGUGUCUCAUGCAAUAUUUGCCUCGUUUGCGAUACCUUGGACUCAUGCUGGCCACGGCUACUAAAGAUGUCUCUGUAAUCAGCAUUGCCCUGGGUAUCUUGGUGAUGGCCUGCAUGUUGCUGGGACAUAUGUGGUUCAGCCCAGUACUGUGGGAGUUCCACACACUGAUGCAGACUUUACUAACACUCUUCAGAAUGACAUGGCUGCGUUUAGAUUUCCUCAAAAGUGUGGAACAUGAAUCAAGAUACACAAAAUUCUUGGGGUAUUUGUUCUACCUGAUAAUUUACGUUUUUCUGUACCAAGUGGCUAGAGCUCUCUUUGCUUCGGCUUUCCUGAAUGUACGGAAAUCACAUGUUUAUAAACCAGGGUUGGAUGUAAAAUGGGAGGACCUAGUGUAUUAUGUAAAAGAACGUAGUCGAUCAGUUUUGCAGAUGUUUUUUAGGAAAAAAGAAGAUGACAAGGAUCAGCCUGAAGAUAAUACACCUCCUGAUUUUUAUAUGACCGAAUUAGACCUUCAGAUCACUCAAGUAAUGGCUGGGCUGGAAAAUGUGGGUGAAACCUUAGGACUUGUAGUGAACAGAAUUGAUGAGUUGAUGGAAGAGGAUGAACCAGGUGUUGACACAUGGGAUGAUUAUGGAAUAUUGAAGGAUAUGCACACCGAUGAUGCAGUUUGGCAGCCGGAACAAAACAAGAGUUGUACUCAGAAGACGGAACCAGAAGCAAUAUUGAAACUUUUACAUAAUCGUGUGGGAGCCGAUAGUCGUAAACAGUCACUAAUGAGCCAGGUCUUGUCGCUGGAAGGAAGGCUUGAAAAUAUGAAAGGAGAGGAGGGGGACACGAACACAACCCCAAUAAAACCUUUAUUUAAUCUGGAUGCCUUUACUGAUAUUGCAAGUUGUCAGACAGAGAUUGAAGCACUAACCCGUAACUGGAACAUGACUGCCUUUGAGCAGACAGAAUAUAGGACCCAGGAUGAUGGUGGGAGACUGGCAAAGUUUUUAAAAGAUGUUUCAGCUGCUUCCGAUGAAAAUGUAACUUCAUUUGGGAAAUAUGGCAAAACAGUCGGCAAACUGAAAGUCAAUCCAAAGCUGCAGCCAAGUGACGAGUCGCUGAGAACGGUACAUAAUCGUUAUAACCCUAGCAGUACAUUAGAAACUAGGAGGAUUGGUCAUAUGCAGUCAUUGGUUACUAGUCAGCAUCGUAUGUUAGCUACAGAAUCGCAACACCAUGGGACUCACGCCUUCCAAACUGACACACCAGCACAAGGUCCCAUUGGUAUAAGUUCAAGGCUUUGCCGUACCCAAACACAAGGGCGUGGCAAAGGGCACGUUGAUGUUUUAGAUAUUGUAAGUCUGGAAUCUGACAGCGAAAGUGAUAGUUCAAGCUAAAAUCAACAAGUUAAAUUAUUGUUCAGUGUCACCAUUUCUUUAGACAUGUGAUAUGAGAAAAUUAAUACUCUAAGAAUUGUGUCAAAAAUAUUUUAAUUACUGCUUUGACACGUUUCUUCUUCUUUCAACACACCGGCCGUAUCCCACCGAGGCGGGGUGGCCCAAAAGGAAAAACGAAAGUUUCUCCUUUUACAUUUAGUAAUAUACAGGAGAAGGGGUUACUAGCCCCUUGCUCCUGGCAUUUUAGUCGCCUCUUACAACACGCACGGCUUACGGGGGAAGAGUUCUGUUCCACUUUCCCAUGGAGGUAAGAGGAAAUAAACAAGAACAAGAACUAGUAAGAAAAUAGAAGAAAACCCAGAGGGGUGUGUAUAUACUAUAUGCUUGUACAUGUAUGUUUAGUGUGACCUAAGUGUAAGUAGAGGUAGCAAGACGUACCUGAAACCUUGCAUGUUCAUGAGACAGAAAAAAAAGACACCAGCAAUCCUACCAUCGUGUAAAACAAUUACAGGCUUCUGUUUUACACUCACUUGGCAGAACAGUAGUACCUCCCUGGGCGGUUGCUGUCUACCUACCUACAACCUACAUGUUUAUGUACUUAAAAAAAUUUUAGUUUAAGGAAAGCAAAUUAAAUUUCUUUUAAUUUUUGUGAAUGAAUUCCUAUUUUUUUUUAUCUUCAUUCUCAUUCUCUUAACUUUUUCUUGUCACCUUUCAUUUUCCUAAAUCUGUGAUGCACUUCCCUUAUUCUCCAAUAAAAGAAGUAAAACAUUCUUGUACAAGAUUAAAGAAUAGAAUAAUGGUUUGUAGACUUUUAUUACCACUAGACAAAAUGAAACCACAGUGGUUAUAUUGGCAUUGAGUCAUCUUGGGUUUGGUCAUGGACAAACUUUUCCAGACAGAAAAAAGGGGGGUUUAGGGAUGUCAUUGACAAAAGAUCAUCAGAAAAUCAUAGUACUAUACUUUGUUGUGAUUGAAACAGAAGAAACUAUUUUGCAAGUGGUAUUUGUUAUUUUCUUCAUACUACAAGUUAAAAAUAAAAUGCUGUAGGAAUAUAAGAACAUAAGAACAUAAGAACGAAGGAACACUGCAGAAGGCCUACUGGCCCAUGCGAGGCAGGUCCAAGUCCCUACCGGCUUAAGCCAAUGCACCCAACCUAGUCAGGUCAGGUCACAUUGACUUAAGGGAGGAACACGGCAACCGACCUGUUAGCACAAGCUAUCAGGUCUAACUCACACCCACCCACAUCUACUCAUGUAUUUAUCCAACCUAUUUUUAAAGCUACACAACGUUCUGGCCUCUAUAACGGUACUUGGGAGUUUGUUCCACUCAUCCACAACUCUAUUACCAAACCAGUACUUUCCUAUAUCCCUCCUGAAUCUGAAUUUUUCCAACUUAAAACCAUUGCUGCGAGUCCUGUCUAGGCUAGAUAUUUUCAGCACACUAUUUACAUCCCCUUUAUUUAUUCCUGUCUUCCACUUAUAAACCUCAAUCAUAUCCCCCCUAAUUCUACGUCUUUCUAGAGAGUGCAGUUUCAGGGCCCUUAGUCUAUCCUCAUAGGGAAGGUUUCUGAUACAUGGGAUCAUCUUUGUCAUCCUCCUUUGUACAUUUUCCAUAAAGUUGAGAAGACAGAAUUAUGAGGAAAUGCUGUCCUGAUAAUUGUUUAGGUGGUAGUCCAGUGAUGACUAUGUGGGAGUAGUCCAGUGAUGACUGUGUGGGAGCAGUCCACUGAAGAAUUUGUGGUGGUAGCCUCAAUGUUGAGUUUGGGGUGGCAGUUUUGUGAUGGAUUUGUAGUGGCAAGCUAGUGGUUCUUGAUCAUUAUUAAUAUUUUUGUCCCUAGUACUUUUUCCCCUAUCUAAAUAAAUUUUAUGUCAAUAAUGGUACAAUAAUGCAGUAAUUAAAAAUAUUUUCUACAAACAUGGUCAUUAAAUGUUAUGCACUUUAUGACUCACAUUGGUCUAUUGGCAGUCUGGAGGGACGUCUAAACUGUUGUACGUGAGCGCCUCUGCAAAGACACUGAUUAUGUACGAGUGAUGGUGAAAGUGCCGAAUGAUGGAAGUUUUUUUCUUUCUUUUUGGGUUACCCUGCCUUGGUUGGAAAUGACCAACAUGUUAAAAAAAAAAAAAAAGUAAUUUUAGGAAUUGUUUUAUCGUGCUCAUUGUGAAUUAUUUUUAUUAAAUGAAAAAAAACUA
Messenger RNA from Cherax quadricarinatus, 9137 nucleotides. NCBI's taxonomy places the organism in Eukaryota, Metazoa, Arthropoda, Malacostraca, Decapoda, Parastacidae. The record is from RefSeq and is a predicted model, not a curated record.